This is a messenger RNA of Phytophthora sojae, 1131 nucleotides long. RefSeq lists its product as hypothetical. The transcript has a single exon. Gene Ontology annotation, molecular function: FMN binding; oxidoreductase activity. Bases 1 to 1131 code for a protein of 376 amino acids. NCBI's taxonomy places the organism in Eukaryota, Oomycota, Peronosporomycetes, Peronosporales, Peronosporaceae. The record is from RefSeq and is a predicted model, not a curated record.
AUGGUCGCCAAUACUGCUGACUACGCGCUCUUCACGCCGCUGCGUCUGGGUGAAGGGCUUGAGCUCAAGAAUCGGAUCGUGUACGGCCCCGUUACCCGCGCUCGCUGCGACAUCAAAACCCACGCACCUCUGGAGCGCAACGCUGCCUACUACGAGCAGCGCGCCGGGGCUGGACUCAUUGUCACCGAAGCCUGUGCCAUCUCCGAACAAGCUUUCGGAUGGUACGGAUCGCCAGCGCUCUACACGGACGAGCAAGUUCAGGGGUGGAAAGAGGUGGUCAACCGAGUGCACAAGAAAGGAGGCAAGAUCUUCGUCCAGCUUUGGCACAUGGGGCGCCAGUCACACCCCUCUUUCCACACGAACAAUGAGGUAGUCUCGUCCUCCGCCACGUUGUACGAGAGCGGUAGGACCCGAAACGCGAAUGGAGAGCACGUGGGAUAUGAGCGAGCCCGUGCGCUGGCACUCAACGAGAUUCCCGAUGUGGUGGACCAGUGGCGCCAGUGCGCUCAGCGAGCCAAGGAGGCAGGCUUCGAUGGCAUCGAGGUACAUGCCGCUGGGGGCUAUCUGAUCGACCAGUUCCUCCAAUCCUGCACGAACCUGCGCACCGACAUGUACGGCGGCUCGUUCGAGAACCGCUACCGAUUCUUGAACGACGUCAUCGAGGCGGUGAAGGCGGUCUAUCCGGCCGACCGUAUCGGUGUGCGCACAGCUCCGAACAGUCCGUACGGUGGUAUGGGCAGCUCCGACAACGUCGAGAUGUUCACGUACGUGUACAAACGUCUUUCAGAGCACGGCUUUGCGUAUUUGGCCAUCCUCGACGGUUCAGAGGGUAUUGGCGCCGAUGCCCACUACCACGGAAAAUGCCGCCCACUCACCACCUUCGACGCCAAGACAGCCUUCAAGGGCAUUGUCAUCGCCAACAAGGGUUACUCGAGAGACAUCGCGGAAGGCGUCCUGCGAAGUGGAUCGGCCGACCUUGUGGGCUUUGCUCGCAUGUUCAUGGCGAACCCCGACCUUGUCGAGCGCUUCAAGAACGACUGGCCACUCACCCCGCUAAUGGACUACGAGUUCUUCUGGGACCCAGCCAAGGGUGACGAGGGCUACAACACGCUCGAUAAUUUCAAGCCAUAG